AACAUAAAUACUCUCUCUGAACAUUUCGUUCUGCAAUGCAGUAGGCUAGCUUCAUAGGCGAGAGAAGACCACACAAAGAAUUGGACACAAAUCAACUUCUCACUAAUUGAGCGACACCAUGCUACUUCUCGCUCUCUUUAUCACGACAGCUGUGGCCACCCCCCUGCUCGGGACAGAGCAGUGUGCCCGCGGCCCCCCCUACUGGUGCCAGAAUGUGAAGACUGCCUCCAUUUGCGGAGCCGUGACCCACUGCCAGCAGAACGUGUGGAACAAGCCCCAGAUGAAAUCUGUGCCAUGUGACCUGUGCAAGGAGGUGCUGACUGUUGUUGAGCAGCUGCUGAAGGACAAUGCCACAGAGGCUGAGAUCCUGAGCUACGUUGAGAAGGCCUGCACCCUAAUCCCUGAUGAGGGCCUCUCUGACAAGUGCAAGGAGCUGGUGGACAGCUACUACCCCAUCCUCAUCGGCAUCAUCAAGGGCGAGCUGGAGGACCCCAGUGUUGCCUGCGGAGCCAUGGGCCUGUGCAGCAGCGUGCAGGCCGCCCUGGCCAAGGCCCAGUCUGAGCUCCUGUCCAAUGAGAUCCCCCAGAUGGACCUGUCCCAGAGGGCCGCCCCCUUCCUCCUGAAUGUCCCUCAGCUGCUCUACCCUCAGGCCCCCAAGACCGAGGCCCCCAAGACCGAGGCCCCCAAGACCGAGGCCCCCAAAGAGGAGAACGGUGACGUGUGCGAGGACUGUGUCAAGUUCCUGACCGAUACCCAGGAGCAGGCCAAGAGCAACGCCACUUUUGUCAACGCCCUCAUUGAGCAGAUCGAGGCCCAGUGUGACCUGCUGGGGCCGGGCCUGUCUGACAUGUGCAAGCAGUACGUGAGCCAGUACGCCCCUCUGGUGGUCCAGCAGCUCAUGUCUAUGGAGCAGCAACCCAAAGACAUCUGUGCCCGCGCCGGCUUCUGCCAGUCUGCAGUGGAGUCCUUCCCUAUGGAGACCCUGGUGGCUGCCAAGGCAGUCAAGUCCACCCCUAUGGAGAUCCUGGUGGCUGCCAAGGCAGUGAAGUCCAUCCCGGCCGUCAUGAUGAUCCCUGCCAUGAAGAUGGUCCCCGCCACCAAAGUGGAGGAGCCCGCUGUCGACAAAGCUGCCACAAAGAUGGUCCGUGCCCGUGACUCUCCCCAGUGUGCCAUCUGUGAGUUUGUGAUGAAGGAGGUGGAGGACAUGCUGCAGGACCAUGCCACUGAGGAGGCAGUGAUGGGCGCUAUUGAAAAGGUGUGCCUUGUGCUCCCCAAGACCCUCUCUGCCCAGUGCAAGGACCUGAUUGAGACCUACGGCCAGGCCAUCAUUGAUCUGCUGGUGCAGGAGGCCGACCCCAAGACUGUGUGUGCCCUGCUGGGGCUGUGCAAAGAUGCCGACCGUCUCCUCAUCCCUGUCAUGGACACCGUGCGCUUUGAGGCCGGAGGCUACUGUGACGUGUGCAAGAUGGCCGUGCGCUACGUCGAUGGCAUCCUGGAGCAGAACGCCACCGAGGCCGAGAUCGAGGACGCCGUCAGGAAGGUCUGCAACUUCCUGCCCGAGAGUGUCCGCACCGAGUGUGACCAGCUGGUUGAACAGUAUGAGCCCAUGCUGGUGCAGCUGCUGCUCCAGAUGCUGGACCCUGACUUUGUUUGCAUGAAAAUGGGAGCGUGCCCCGAGGGCCUCAAGAAGCUCCUGGGCAUGGAGCGGUGCAGCUGGGGGCCCGCCUACUGGUGCAAGAACAUGGAGACCGCCUCUCGCUGCAAUGCGGUGUCUCACUGCAGGCGUCACAUUUGGAGCUAGAGAUGAGGACCAACACCAUUCAAACCUGGGAAAUUAAAGGAGAAUUUGUUCUAGCGCUGCUUUCCUGUUUUUAAAAACGAUUGUUCUCUUUUUCUUUUCCCUUUUUAAAAACAAAAAAGAGAGAGAGAAGAUUAGAUUUGAAAUGACCACCAUUUAACUUUUUUGGCGCUAAUUUAACAAGCAGAAAACUGGAUGUUUUAAUGAAGGGAUGUCUACUCAAUGGGAUGGGGACGGGGCACAUUUAUCUAGUUGACUUUGACUUGAUUCAGUUUUAUUUUUUUUCUUGUGUUUUUAGUUUUGUUUUUAUUUCGUUUGUGUGUUCAGUCAGGGACAAAACUAUUCAUUGUAGAAUUGAAAUUCUCUUAGUCUCGCUGUAAUACUUCUUUGAAGUGCGAUGGAAGAGUGAGGCUCAUGCAAAAGCGCACACACACAUUUUGUUUUUGAGGUGGUUUCACUGGCUGUACUCAGAUAAUUGUUAGUUGCUUAGCCUUGGCUGGGAUAGGGGAGCAGGUUGUGCCUUGAUUUGUAAAAGGAGGUCUGAGACCUCGGAAAGCAGAGAUAUCAUUGGAUGCCCCAAUAGUCCUGACCCCCUCCCCCCCCCCUACCUGUCAGAAUUCUAAAAAUUGAAUGACCUGUGAGGCCAGUGUUCUGGAAUAGAAAUCUAAGUGUUUGUUUUUGUUGUUUUUUUUAACCAAUCCUUAACCGCACCCCCUCCCCAUCAUAUGGAAAGUUGAUCUCUUUCUUUGCUGGGCACUGAUCAAGAGAAGACCAAUUGAGAUCAGAGGGGUGUACGGAGUGAUGCAGUACUGUUGUGGGGGAGGGCUCUACAUGUGCGCGUGUGUUUUUAUCUGUGGAUGACCAUAAAUGUCUGCAAUCCCAUGUCACUGUUUGGCCACCCACUGCUCGUUUAAUCAGCGUAUUUCCUUUUUUUUAGAGAUUUCUCGUUAGUGCACUCAAAUCACAUGAGCCAUCUGUAAAGAGAUUCUAAUUGAAUUAAAAACUACUCCAAAUCUA
Messenger RNA from Clupea harengus (Atlantic herring), 2815 nucleotides. RefSeq names its product prosaposin (gene psap). The coding region runs from base 119 to 1801 and encodes 560 amino acids. Gene Ontology annotation, biological process: sphingolipid metabolic process. Gene Ontology annotation, cellular component: lysosome. Lineage: Eukaryota; Metazoa; Chordata; Actinopteri; Clupeiformes; Clupeidae. The transcript is spliced from 15 exons. The record is from RefSeq and is a predicted model, not a curated record.